Trachymyrmex septentrionalis is the source of this 493-nucleotide messenger RNA. RefSeq names its product histone H3. Gene Ontology annotation, molecular function: DNA binding; structural constituent of chromatin; protein heterodimerization activity. Bases 50 to 460 code for a protein of 136 amino acids. The transcript has a single exon. Lineage: Eukaryota; Metazoa; Arthropoda; Insecta; Hymenoptera; Formicidae. The record is from RefSeq and is a predicted model, not a curated record. Gene Ontology annotation, cellular component: nucleosome.
UAGAGUUCCACUCUAUUGGAAUUGACGCACUCGGAAUUUCACGGUUACGAUGGCGCGUACCAAGCAGACCGCUCGCAAAUCGACAGGAGGAAAGGCACCUCGUAAACAGCUGGCCACGAAAGCUGCAAGGAAAAGUGCUCCAGCUACCGGUGGCGUGAAGAAACCCCAUCGUUACAGGCCUGGCACUGUAGCCCUUCGUGAAAUUCGUCGUUAUCAGAAAAGUACGGAGUUAUUAAUCCGUAAAUUGCCAUUCCAACGACUUGUUCGUGAGAUUGCUCAGGACUUCAAGACGGAUCUUCGCUUCCAGAGUUCUGCUGUAAUGGCUCUUCAAGAAGCUAGCGAGGCAUAUCUUGUCGGUCUUUUCGAAGAUACGAACUUGUGUGCUAUUCAUGCUAAGCGAGUUACCAUCAUGCCUAAAGAUAUUCAACUGGCACGUCGUAUCCGUGGCGAGCGAGCUUAAUUAAGCACGAUAAAUUGUAAAAAAAUAUUUAAU